CACGGAGACAGGGAGAAACGUUUUGUAUGGCGUGGACAAGUUCACAGCAAAGCUAUUGGUUGUUAACACACUAACGUUAAUAUUUGUUUGGAGCAUUCAUACCGUAACACAAAGUCAUAAAGAAGAAUACAGGACUGAUUUACUCUUACUGUUUACGACAUACUUGGAUUUGGAGUAGUCGUGGUGCUUUAUUCCAUGAGUGUUCCCUGUCCAGGCUGAGAAUGAUAUGAGCCCUGUACAGAACAAGGCAAGCCCCUUCUUACCGUUCCACGAGUACUCUGCUGUGGGACUGUUGAACUGCCGGGAUACGUACUGUGAUGCUGAAAUGAAAUGAGGCUCAGAAAUGGAACUGUGGCCACAGCGUUAAUCUUCAUAACCUCUUUUAUGAGCCUGUCCUGGUAUACAACCUGGCAAAAUGGAAAAGAAAAGCUAAUCGCCUAUCAGCGAGAGUUCCAUGCCUUAAAACAGCGCCUCCGUGCGGCCGAACAUCGCACCCUGCAGCGCUCGUCUGAGCUCAAUACCAUCCUGGAGCAGUUUAGACGGGCCAUUGCAGAAACCAACGGGAGCAAAGAUGCACUUGGACAUUUUUCAGAUGAAACUCAGAAGCUAUUGAAGGAACUGGCACACAGAAAACCGCUGCAGGUGCCAAAUAUCUACUACCACUUGCCUCACUUAUUAAACAAUGAAGGAAGCCUUCAGCCUGCUGUCCAGGUUGGUCUCGGCAGGACAAAAGUGUCUAUAGUAAUGGGAAUACCAACAGUGAAGAGGAAAGUCAAGUCCUAUCUCGCAGAGACCCUUCAUUCGUUAAUAAACAAGCUAUCUCCUGAAGAGAAAUUGGAUUGUGUUAUUAUAGUCUUUGUAGGAGAGGCAGAUAUUGAUUAUGUCCGUAGCGUUGUGGAGAGCCUGGAAAAAGAGUUUUCUACAGAAAUCAGUUCAGGCCUUUUGGAAGUGAUAUCUCCUCCUGCUAGUUACUAUCCUGACUUGACAAACUUGAAGGAGACCUUUGGUGACACAAAGGAAAGAGUCAAGUGGCGAACAAAACAGAAUUUGGAUUACAGUUUCCUUAUGAUGUAUGCUCUAAAUAAGGGUACUUAUUAUGUCCAGCUUGAAGAUGACAUUGUUGCCAAACCAAACUACUUCAUCACCAUGAAAAACUUUGCCCUUCAGCUCUCUUCAGAAGAUUGGAUGAUUUUAGAGUUCUCACAGCUAGGAUUUAUAGGGAAGAUGUUUCAGGCUCCUGAUUUGAACUUGAUUGUGGAGUUCAUAUUCAUGUUCUAUAAGGAGAAGCCCAUUGAUUGGCUGCUUGAUCAUAUCCUCUGGGUAAAAGCCUGCAAUCCAGAGAAAGAUGCGAAACAUUGCGAGCGACAGAAGUCCAAUCUGCGAGUUCGAUUCAGGCCAUCGCUGUUCCAGCACGUCGGGCUGCAUUCCUCUCUGGCUGGGAAGAUCCAGAAGCUCACUGACAAAGAUUUUCUGAAGCCGUUACUUCACAAGAUCCAUGUGAACCCACCAGCUGAGGUUUCAACCUCCCUCAAAAUGUACCAGGGACAUACCUUGGAGAAAACCUAUUUGGGGGAGGACUUCUUUUGGGCCAUCACUCCUACUGCUGGGGACUACAUCCUCUUCAAAUUUGACAGGCCAGUCAAUAUUGAAAGAUAUCUAUUUCGUAGUGGUAACCCUGAGCAUCCAGGAGACAAAUUACAGAAUACCACUGUUGAAAUCCUGCCUUUUUCGGAAACUGGAUUGAAAACCAAAGAUAAAUAUAAACGCACAGAUGAUGGCUUUUACAGAAUAGGAAAAUUUGAAAAUGGAGUGUCAGAGUCUGCAGUUGAUCCCGUCUUCAAUCCCAUUUCUGCACUGCGGCUUUCAGUCCUGCAGGACUCUGCCGUGUGGGCGAUACUCAGCGAGAUGCACAUUAAAAAAGCUGCAAGAUAACCAGCAAUAGCAGAGAGAGAGUGUGACCCCUUCAGAACAGUUGAUGCACACAGAAUGUCAACACCGAGGACUGCAGAGCUGGUAGAAAACAUGCCUGAUACUUUCAUUUGGAUAUGUUUGGAUACGUUUCAUGCUUUUCAUUCUACCUCUUGUGAAUACUACUGUAGAAAAUCAUUUAAAACUAGGCCGUUAGACAAGAAAAUAUUCCUUGAAUGCUUCAAAACGCCCUAAAACAAAAAAAGAUCAAUGCCAAGAAAUAUGAAUGGGACCCCUACAAUCCAUUUCAAAUAAUAAUGUAGAAAAUUGAGAGUUGUACGUUUUGUCAUUUGUAGAGCAAUUGUACUUUUAUUUGUCAGUAUCUCUGUGUUGAAGCCGUCUUUCUGUCUAGGUUUAUAUUUUGUUUCUGUAAAGCCCCUAAUUUAUGUUAUGAAAAGUGGUGGUGACUUAAUUUAUUUAUAAAAUGAGACGCAUGUAAAUGUUCUCUGAUAGGAUUAUUAAUCAGUAGGUGUUGUAAACACAUCUAAAUUUGCUAUUUAGUUAUUUCUUGUUGAGGUAUUAUUCUUUAUCAAAUACCUUUUCAUUUUUGAUAGUGUUUUUUCAGUCUUUAAGAAGGCAUAUUUGAAAACGUGCCUUAAUUGUCAGGGUUCUUGAACACAUUUGUGCUUUUGUUUGUUAAAACUGCAAGAAUAUUUGAUUUCAGCACAGUAAUGCUUGUAAUUUUUCAAAUUACAUAUAUUGUACUUAACUGUCCAAGUAAGAAAAACUGCUCGUUGGACAUUGGCUGUUGCACAGAAUAUUAGUAAUGUUUUGUUUGUUUUUUUCCCCCAGUCUGUUUAAAGACCAGUCAUACAAUACUCAACACUAGGUAAUAUUUAUAAGAAUGACUAGUAAAGUGUUGUUUAUUUGUAACAUUAAUACUUUCUACACUCCUUGGCAACAAUUUGUCAUCAUGAGAUUCGGUUAUACACACUUUUUUUUCCCCCCAAAUACACAGUGUUUUAUGCCGUCCUUCUUCAAAAUGUGUUUUUAUUUUGACCAGAAUAUAAAACAAUGGAAACAGUCUUGGGGUAAAUACCUUCAAUAUCAUAGCCAGUUUACCGUAAAUCGAAAAGUGUUACGUGUUUUAUAGAAAAAGGUCUGUGAAACUCUUAACACCUGCUGUUCCAUAUUUAUAGUAAGGGUUACCAAAAAAGUGAAAUCCAUUUGAUAUUCUGGAAUCAUUUGUAAAACUAAUUUUAUAGCUAUACUUUACAUACAUUUUUUAAAUAUUUUUUUUGUUGUUUACAUUUUUACAUAGAUGACCGUUUCAUGAAGAACUUUUCACUGUCCUAUUACAUUGUGGUUUUGUAGGCAGAGGUUCUUUAUUUUAACAGUUGCUGCUACAAUCAUAAACCUUUAUGGGUCAUGUGCCUUUCAUCAUUAUGUUUCAUGUAUGUGCCACAGAUUUUAUGUGUACUAUUGAAAUAAAAUUUACCUUGAUAUAAAA
Messenger RNA from Acipenser ruthenus (sterlet), 3418 nucleotides. RefSeq names its product alpha-1,3-mannosyl-glycoprotein 4-beta-N-acetylglucosaminyltransferase A (gene mgat4a). Gene Ontology annotation, molecular function: acetylglucosaminyltransferase activity. NCBI's taxonomy places the organism in Eukaryota, Metazoa, Chordata, Actinopteri, Acipenseriformes, Acipenseridae. Gene Ontology annotation, biological process: protein N-linked glycosylation. Gene Ontology annotation, cellular component: endoplasmic reticulum; Golgi stack; endoplasmic reticulum-Golgi intermediate compartment. The record is from RefSeq and is a predicted model, not a curated record. The coding region runs from base 331 to 1932 and encodes 533 amino acids. The transcript is spliced from 16 exons.